Symbiodinium necroappetens is the source of this 591-nucleotide messenger RNA. NCBI's taxonomy places the organism in Eukaryota, Dinophyceae, Suessiales, Symbiodiniaceae. The record is from the annotation of a GenBank genome assembly.
AUGGUGGCCUUCGCCAACGUAUUUGGAAAGUGCCUGUUUGGACUUGGGCUUGUGCUCAGCUUGCUGCCGGCCUGGGGAGUUACCGUGGUGGCGAGGGUCGUGAAAGCAGGACUUUCUGAAUCGAGGCGGGCGAAUUUUCAGUUGAAGGUGAGUGCGUGGCUCAUCGCGUAUUUGGUAUUGGCAUGGCGGGCGUUGUUUCGGAUUUGCCCGUGGAUCCAGUUGCAAACGUUUUCCUCGGACGAGCACUUUCUCGGUGAAUCGGGCAGACCAACCGUCCUGGUGAUGAACCAUCUGUCUUUCUUGGAUUCGGUGCUGGCUGUGCCCAUGGCGCCUCUCCAUCGAUGUGCAGACGUGCGUGUGCUUGUGGCGAAUUAUGUGUUUGCCAUUCCAUUGCUCGGCGGUGUGAUGCGAGCCAUCGGACUUGCGGAGGUCCCCUUCAAAGCAAGCGCAGGUGAUUUCUCCAGCUUGGCAGUCGAAAAGGAUGCCAUGGAAGAGAAGCUGAAAGUUUUUGCUGAGCAUGUGCAGGGCGGUGGUGUUGGUGCAUGGUUUCCAGAAGGUAUGCGAAAUCGCGGUGAUCCACUCGUCCUCCAG